This is a messenger RNA of Hibiscus syriacus, 651 nucleotides long. Its product is annotated as 60S acidic ribosomal protein P1-1-like. Gene Ontology annotation, cellular component: cytosolic large ribosomal subunit; ribosome. The record is from RefSeq and is a predicted model, not a curated record. Lineage: Eukaryota; Viridiplantae; Streptophyta; Magnoliopsida; Malvales; Malvaceae. The transcript is spliced from 3 exons. Gene Ontology annotation, biological process: cytoplasmic translation; translational elongation. Gene Ontology annotation, molecular function: structural constituent of ribosome; protein kinase activator activity; ribonucleoprotein complex binding. The coding region runs from base 83 to 427 and encodes 114 amino acids.
ACUGCAUCUACAGCGGCGCUGCGCAUCUUAUUCGGGACCCAUCUCUAUCGGACUCUUGUCUCUAAGUGGUGAUAGCGAAACGAUGUCUUCGGUUGGAGAAGCUGCUUGCUCCUACGCCGCUCUUAUUCUCCAUGAUGAUGGCAUCCCCAUCACCGCUGAGAAAAUUUCAACACUAGUGAAAGCUGCAAAUGUCUCUGUUGAAUCUUACUGGCCAAGCUUGUUUGCCAAGCUUUUUGAGAAGUGCAACAUUGAGGAUCUCAUAACCAAUGUUGGAGCUGGUGGCGGUGGUGCUCCAGUUGCCGCAGGUGCACCUAUUGCUGCUGGUGAUGGAGCUGGUGCUGCUGCUCCACCUCCUGCCGAGGAAAAGAAGAAGGAAGAGCCAGAGGAAGAGAGCGAUGAUGAUUUGGGAUUUGGUUUGUUCGAUUAGGAUCUCACUCCGGUUCGUGUUUUGGUCAUUUACCAGUUAUACUGCUGCAUUUAGGUAGUUUCUGUUUUGAGUUUCACUGUUAUUGGUGUUUUGUGUGGUAAUUAGAAGUAUUAUGUUUUUGUUAUAUGAAUUGACAUCAAGUGGUUGCUCCUUUGCGAGUUCUGUUGUUUGGAAUCUUCCUAUACAUUCAAGUAUUCUAGAUUCUACACUGAUUUUGCGUCGGU